Molecule: messenger RNA, 3183 nt
Organism: Microplitis mediator
Lineage: Eukaryota; Metazoa; Arthropoda; Insecta; Hymenoptera; Braconidae
Product: DDB1- and CUL4-associated factor 5
Exons: 7
Coding region: 152-2596 (814 amino acids)
Biological process (GO): negative regulation of fatty acid biosynthetic process
Cellular component (GO): Cul4-RING E3 ubiquitin ligase complex; cytoplasm
Molecular function (GO): protein binding
Source: RefSeq, a predicted model, not a curated record
UUUAAAUUACUAAGGGGAAGUAUAUGAUAUAUUUAUAGAUGGAAGGAGAAAAAGAAUAAUAAAAGUCGUACUUUCGCUGGAGGUAAUUCUAGAAGGUUGUGAAAAAAUUUGGACGAAUUAAUAUAAUUAUUGUUAUUAUUAAUAAAUAACCAUGGCUCGUCCUUGCGAUCGCAAUCCUCUUAAUUGCCUCUUGUCUCGUCAAAUUGAGGAUCGCGUUGAUUAUUGCAAGCAACUUGUCAACGCAAGAUUAUCUCGUUCUGAUAAUUUAUAUCGAAAAGAUUUAAUGUCGCAUUACGGUUGUGUCAACGCUAUUGAGUUCUCUAAGGAGGGACAUCUUCUUGUCUCAGGGGGAGAUGACAGAAGAGUUCUUUUAUGGAAAGUUGAUCAAGCAAUUCAAGGCUUAGGUGAACCUAUGGCCAUGAAAGCCCAACAUAAUAGUAAUAUUUUUUGCCUUGGAUACGAUAGCAGCAAUUCUAAAAUAUUUUCAGCUGGUAAUGAUGAUCAAGUGAUUGUUCAUGAUCUUAAAACUGGAGACCCGUUGGAAUUUUUCCUUCAUGAGAAACCAGUGUACGGAUUGUCAAUUCAUCCAGAAGAUGAUAAUAUAUUUUCUAGUGCCUGCGACGACGGAAGAGUUUUAGUCUUUGACAUAAGGAAUCCCAGUAGCUCUGAGUCGCUGUGUUUGGCACAAUACAAAACUCCAUUUCAUUCCGUGAUGUUCAAUCCAGUGGAGCCGAAACAACUUGCUACUGCAAACGCUGAGGAAGGUGUCAGCAUGUGGGACAUCAGAAAGCCUCUCAAGCCUUUGCUACGAUAUGGAGCUGAAGGUCCAUCUCAAAGCUGCAUGAAUGUCUGUUUCAAUUCAGCUGGCACACGAUUGUUGGCAUUAAAACGCAGAUUACCACCUGUGCUGUAUGCUGUUGAUUCGGCGAAGCUACUGUGUCACUUUGAUCAACCGGGUUAUUACAAUAGCUGCACAAUGAAGUCUUGUUGCUUUGCCGGAGAUGAUGAAUCAUACAUUCUUUCAGGCUCCGAUGACUUCAAUCUCUACAUGUGGAAAAUUCCUAAAGACGACAGCAGUUGGGUUAAAUCAGCGCAUAUGAUUUUACGUGGUCAUCGUUCGAUUGUCAAUCACGUAAGAUACAAUCCAAGACAUUGUAUUCUAGCUUCGUCAGGAGUUGAAAAAAUAAUCAAAGUCUGGAGUCCAUUUAGUCUUGGAAAUGGAUGCUUGGGCGGUCUAACUAGACUUGGUGGAAAGCUAGAAAGACAACGUAAAGUUUACACACAUGAUGACUACAUAAAAUUAGUAGUACAAAACAAUGGUGAAUUUAUGAGCCAUGAUUACACCAAUCAGUCAACUUGUGAGGAUCCACGAAUGAUGGCUUUUUUCGACUCACUCGUACAACGUGAAAUUGAAGGCUGGAGUUCAGAUGCUGCAUCUGGUCAACGUGAUCCGAGUGACUCUGAAAAUGCGUCGACUGUCCCUCCGGAAUAUAGUGCCACUGAUUCUGAUGACUCAAUAGCAUCUGAUACGCAAUUAAUGAGAAGUGUAAUAGGAGCAAAAAGAAAUCCACGACACAGAUCUCGUGGUGGUGUUGCACCGGAGAGACCAUUUGAAUCUCCAAAUCGUAUUACACGUUUAAUUGGCAGUUGUCGUGAAAAAUUAAUGAAACUAGCGGCAUUAGAAAGUGGCUCAAUGACAUGUAGUUUAAAUAAUCCAUCAACAAUAGCUGAGGAUUCGGAUUCAGAUGAAAAGACUGGUGGAGACAAAGGAAAAUACAGUAGAUGUAAAUUAAAAUCUAAGACACGUGUCAAGGGUACAAAACGAAAACAAAUACGUACGUCAACGAGAAAUAAAGUCCGUAGAAAAUGCACUGUUUUAAAAAUACUUAGUGAUUCUGAAAGUGAUGUAGAGUGCGCUAAAAAAAUUAAACCUCGCUCUAAAGAAUUGAGAAGUAAUGGUAAUAAUAAUGUUAAUAAUAAUAACAAUAGUAGUAAUAAUAAUAACUCGGCUGUUGAUACAGCCCAACCAAGUACAAGUACCGGAGUAAGUUCACGUGGUUCGCGUUAUUCUGUCAGGACAAUACCAGUCGACAGUGAUUUUGGUGAAUCUAAUCACUCUAGUGGUAGUUCUGAUGACGAUGAUGAUGAUAAUGAUAUUCCAAUGAAACGUCGAUGCUUGAAAGCUGACAAAGAAAAAUCAACAAGUAAAGGGUACAGACGUAAGCCCGAAAGAUGUAAACAAUCUCAGAGUAGAGCCAAUCGUGAUAAAAAUAAUAUUAAUAAUAAUAAUAAUAAAAAUAAUAAUAAUAAUGUGAGUUUAAAUAAUAAUGUUAAUAAUGGUAGUAAUAGUAACACACAAACUGAAGAAUCGAUAACACCGAUAAAAGUUAAUCGGAAAAUCCCACCGCCAACUCCCGACAGCGGAGUCGCAUCAUCUGGCAGCGUAUCAACAACCGAAAAAUGUAAUUCCACUCCAGAGACGUCAUUCAACGGAGCUGAAAAUUCUGACCAGGAGAGAAUCUCCGCACGUCUCGAGUGUUUCAAGAAGAAAGUUGACGUUGCUCGUAAAGGAUAUCGCAAAAGAUCAACCCCCUAAUUUAACACGCCGUUAAAUAUUUCUUCCGAUCGUCGUCAUUUAAAUUAAACAAGUAAAUAAUUAUAUAAAUACUAAAGUAAUAAUAAUAAAUUAUGUGAGCAUACUUGUCAAUCUUCUUCCCUUUUUAUACACAAAACAAGGGAUGUACAAGUGCCCGAUAAUAUUUUUGUAAUAGGUUUCAACAGUAAAUUUCUCCCAAGUAUUUUUAUUUACAUAAAGAAAAAAAACAUAUUAUAAAAUCAUCUCUUGGUAAUUUGUAAUUACUAAUUACUAUUAUUAUAAUUUCAUGUCAUUUAAACUAAUCGUAAAUCAUCAAGUCAUACAACGUCUAUUAUUAAAUUAUUGCUAACUUUUAAUUACAAUUAUUAUUAUUAUUACUAUAUAUUUUUUUUAAUAUAUACACAUAUUAUUAAUAUAUUCAAUAUGUUUAUUUAAAAUAUUUUACAAUGAUUCAUUAUACAGUCGAUUUAAAUUACUGACUACAUAGUAAAUGAAUACAUUAACUGAACGUGAGUCAUAAACUAUGAGCUGGUUUGAGUUUAUUCAAAAUAGCUCACGUUUUACAAAAAAAAAAAAAUAAAAUAAAA